AUGAACCGAAGGCGUGAACCGGUUAUCAAUCUGGCCUCCUUGGGGGCAAAGAAGAAUACCUCCCGGGCGGAUGAGAGAAAUUCUCGGAAUGAAGAAAGGAGUUUUUCGGGCUCGAAGAAUUCAAGAGAACGUUCCCUCUCGCUUGUUUCAGACGCUGACUCGAGCACAGGCUCAUACCAUGGAUCCCCGCCUAACGACCAACAAAAGAAGAUUGCCUCGGCGUCCAUAGAUGAGUCUUAUUCUAUGGCCAUGCAGGUUUUGGUGACGGGAGCAUUGUCUAUUGAAGAACAGCUGGCCCAUAUGAGCGAAGCGGUCAUGAAACUGACGAAGAUGGUCGAAGAGAAGGAUGCGCAGAUUGCUUCUCUCAUCAACAAGUGGGAAGCACAUCAGGAUAAAGAGCCUGGUCAAGAUGCAAACAAGAAAGGACCACAUCAUGAGGCUGAAUCUAGCGAGAAAGGAUUGGGUCAUGAAACAGAGUCGGGUGAGAAGUCGCACGAAAAAAUUGACGCCGCCUCGGUGGGUUAUUUGUCGGUUCAACAACUUCAGGACAUGAUCACGAACACCAUCAGAGUUCAAUACGGAGCACCUUCUCGAGACACGCUCAUGUAUUCUAAGCCAUACACCAAGAGGAUAGACAACUUGCGGAUGCCGACGGGAUAUCAACCUCCCAAGUUCCAACAAUUCGACGGAAAGGGCAAUCCAAAACAACACAUUUCACACUUCGUCGAAACAUGCAACAAUGCUGGAACGGAGGGCGACCACUUGGUGAAGCAAUUUGUUCGGUCGCUGAAGGGAAAUGCAUUUGAUUGGUAUGUAGACUUGGAGUCCGAGUCUCUUGACAGUUGGGACCAAAUGGAGCGAGAAUUCUUGAACAGAUUCUAUAGUACUCGUCGCACCGUGAGUAUGAUGGAACUCACGAAUACCAAUCAAUGGAAAGAUGAACCUGUCGUUGAUUACAUCAAUCAAUGGCGUUCAUUAAGCUUGGAUUGCAAAGAUAGGCUUUUGGAGAUAUCAGCAGUUGAGAUGUGCAUUCAAGGGAUGCAUUGGGGGUUACUCUACAUCCUACAAGGGAUUAAACCCCGCACGUUUGAGGAGCUAGCCACUCGUGCCCAUGAUAUGGAGUUAAGCACCGUCAGCCACGGAGGAAAGCAUGAGCCCGUCAUCGAGCAUAAAAAGGAGAAAGUCUUUGGACAAAAGACAGAUAAGCCGGUCAUGAAGCCUACCAAGGAAGCAAUGACAAUCAACACUGUCCCGGUCAAAAUCUCCACCCGAGAUAAGAAGAGGAAAGUCAAAAGGACCUGA
Prunus armeniaca (apricot) is the source of this 1302-nucleotide messenger RNA. Lineage: Eukaryota; Viridiplantae; Streptophyta; Magnoliopsida; Rosales; Rosaceae. The record is from the annotation of a GenBank genome assembly.